UCGAGGUACGUCCAGCACGGCGCGCAGUUUCCGGUAGAUACGAAGAAAAUCGGUCAAAUAUUUCGAUAUAUAGAGUGGCAAUAAAAUGGCAGAGCAAAAGAAGGCACCGCUAUUAAAGAAGGAGGAGGAAUACGUCAAGGCCCUUGAGGGUUUCAUCGCACCCGAAAAGGAUCAGGUUGUCUUGCUCCUGGAUUACGAUGGUACCCUCGCCCCACUCACCGAGGAGCUGUCCGUGAUGCCCAAGGAUACGGAGAUCAACAUCAAGAAACUGGCUGCCAAUGAGAAGAUCUUCAUGGUUGUGUUCUCCGGUCGCGAGCUGAGCGAGAUCAAGAACCAUCUGAAGUUCCCCAAUGUCACCUAUGCCGGUAAUCAUGGUCUGGAGGUGGAGUAUCCCUCCGGCAAAAAGUUCAAGAUUGAAAUGCCCGAAGAGCUGCUCGAGAAGCACAACAAACUGGUGGCUGAGCUGAAGGAAAAGGUUGUGUGCUCUGGUGCCUGGGUGGAGGAUAAGAAGAUCUCCGUCACCUAUCACUACAAGGGCGUCACCGAUAAGCUAAAGGCCAAGCUCAUUGCCGAGGCCAAGGGUCUGAUCCAGUCCCAUGGCUUCCAACUGAUUGAGACCCCCUAUGCUCUGGAGGGCAAGCCACGCGUCAACUGGGACAAAGGAGAGGGCGCCAAGAUGAUCCUGGAGAAGCAGUUCGAUGCCGAUUGGGCCAAGAACCUGAAGAUCAUAUAUGUGGGCGACGACACCACCGAUGAGGAUGCCAUCAAGGUGCUGCAUGGCAUUGGCAAGACCUUCCGCGUUUCGGAACUGCCAACCCUGAAGACCUAUGCCAACUAUCAGAUCAAGACCGUCGAAGAGGUCGGUUGGUUGCUGAAAGCCAUCCAGGCCAACUACGAGAAGAAGAAGAAGAUCUAAGCGAUGGAUAUCCCCCAAAAAGAAGGAUUAGAAGCAUAAGCUAAAUUCCACACACACACUCAUACAGAAACACACACAUAAGCACACAACACACAUGCACACUGAAGGGAGGAGAAGGAGAUGGAGAAUGUUCUUAAGGAUCGUUUAUGUAGAUGUUGUCUUACAAAAAUACAAUAUUAAUUAUAAAAUAUUAUCUUAUAAAUGUGUCCGAAGAAAAAUGCUGCACAAUCUCUCGAUAUCUGAUUUGUGUCUUUUCGAUUUUGCAAAAUAAACCAUAAAUAAAACAUUUUA
This is a messenger RNA of Drosophila persimilis, 1207 nucleotides long. RefSeq names its product probable trehalose-phosphate phosphatase C. NCBI's taxonomy places the organism in Eukaryota, Metazoa, Arthropoda, Insecta, Diptera, Drosophilidae. Gene Ontology annotation, molecular function: trehalose-phosphatase activity. The record is from RefSeq and is a predicted model, not a curated record. Gene Ontology annotation, biological process: trehalose biosynthetic process. The transcript is spliced from 4 exons. The coding region runs from base 86 to 916 and encodes 276 amino acids.